AAACCACCUAUUUUAAAAUACAUCGGAGUCGGAAUACCAGCGAGAUCAGUCAUGGCAGAAGAAACUACAAACAGUCUUCUAAAUUUUGAUAUUGAGUUUGAUGAUGAUGAAUUUAAAUCUGACCUGCCAACUGUAGAUAAUCCAACCCUUGAAAGCAUUUUGAAUGAGAGUGAAGACUAUGAAUCUCCUGCCGAGGAUGACACAUCCUCUGUUAUCUCUGCUGUCCAGCCAUUUAAGGAUUCAGGGGACACAACCUCCCUCUCUAGCUCCGACAGUAAUCGGACAGACAGAAGUUCCAGGUCCAGACAAAAGAAGAAAAUUGAUAUUCAAAAGACAAUACAUGGCUCAGUGUUAAAACCAAAUCGUCUGAAAAACAUAGCGGCCCAGCUUCUCAGUGCUGCAGAUAGAGUUGAUGCAGGGAUGCCAACAGCAAUGGCCGUUUCUUCCUUGAUAGCCAUUGGAACAUCCCAUGGACUGGUUCUUGUUUUUGACCCAAAACAAGUGUUGAAGUGGUGCUUAGGGAGCACAGCGGUGGGUCAGCAGUAUGGGUCUGUGUCCGCGCUCAGCUUCAACAAAGACUGCACCCGACUCCUCUCGGGUUUUGCCAAAGGACAGAUUACAAUGUGGGACUUGACCAAUGGUAAACUUUUGAGGACAAUCACAGAUGCCCACCCCCCGGGCUCAGCUGUCCUCCAUGUUAAGUUCACAGACAGUCCUGUGUUAGCUGUGUGUAGUGACAGUGGAGGGUCGGUGUUUGAACUUGAAAUGAAGAGAUUGAUUGGAGUGCGAACCUGUGAAUCAAAAUGUCUGUUCUCUGGAAGCCGGGGAGAAGUUUGUGUGGUAGAGCCCUUACACAUGAAUCUGACUAUCAAAGAUCACCCAAUGCAGGAUGUAAUGGUGGUUGCCAUGGCAACACUGUCAAAAGUGUUGGUAGUAACAUUAAGACCUCAACUUAAGGUUGUUUUCACUCAUCCACUAAAGGGCAGUCCCACCUGCCUGCCCCUGCUGGCGUGGCAUUUUGUGGUCAUACAGGUGUCGGAGAGGGACCGGGUCAUUGACCCCGUGCUGGUGUUUGCCCGGGAGUCCACCAUCUACUUCUUCCAGGUGAUAUGUAACAAUGCCCAGGAUAUAAAGUGUUCCGGUCUCCAGAAAAUAACAGUCCCCUACAAAAUGUUGAGCGUAGCUUGGAUGAAUCCCAGAGUCCUUGUUACCAUGGAUACCAAUGAAAAACUGCAUGUCAUAGAUGUCAGAUCUGAAGAAGAACUUGAGGUUUUGGAUGUUUCCUCUGUACAGCUGGUGUACAACAACAGUCAUUUCAAGUCUCUGGCUACAGGGGGAAAUGUCAGCCAGGCACUGGCGAUGGCGGGAGAGGAAGCAUGCUACCAGACAGUAGUCAGUCAAAAUGGACAGCUCUUCUUGCUGGGGACCAAAGGAGUGUAUGUCUACACACUGCGCAACUGGAGAGAGCGUAUCGAUGUACUCGUGAAACAGAACAAGUACAAUGAGGCCUUGGCACUAGCUCUGUCCUUCUACGAUGGCCGAGCCAAGGCGGUGAUAGGACUGACUGCCUCCUCCAAAAACAAGAAAGAGGUCGUCUCCAGCUUGAUGUUGGACCUCCUGUUUGAGUAUGUAGAUUUGUCCAUGACAACACUGUGUCCAGAGAAAGGGAAGAUGGAGGAGCUAGAGGCUUACUAUCAGAACAUUGUUCCAGUAUGUGUCGACUACUGUCUACAUCUGAGUAGAACAGACAUCCUGUUUGGGAGGAUCUACGACCGGUUCGCAGUGGACUACAUUGCCCGGGGGACAUUCCUGGAGUGCUUGGAGCCCUACAUCCUCUGUGACAAGCUCCGCUCGAUUCCUCCCAGUGUCAUGAAGGACCUUGUGGAGCACUACCAGGCCAAGAACAUGCUGGAGGGGGUCGAGUCUUGUAUAGUCCACCUGGAGAUCACCAGUCUAGAUAUACACCAGGUAGUAAACUUAUGCUGGUCCCAUGGGCUGUAUGAUGCCAUCAUCUAUGUCUACAACAAAGGCAUGCAUGACUAUACCACUCCGCUAGAGGAACUGCUGGGAAUUUUACAACAGGCCGUCCGGACAGGGAUACAGCUGACGGAUGAACAGAUCCGACUGGGAAAUAAACUCCUAGUUUAUAUUAGCUGCUGUUUGGCAGGAAGAGCCUAUCCUCUUGGUGACAUUCCAGAAGACAUGGAAGCAGACGUCAAGAAAAAUGUCUUCCAAUGCAUUACACGCAUGAAGAUUAAAGCUGAUGAUUCCACUUAUCCAUAUCUUCGAACACUACUACAGUUUGACACCAGAGAAUUCCUAAAUGUGCUAGCCUUAGCAUUUGAGGAGAAAGAAUUCAACACAGAAGAAGGAAUCAGAAACCGUCAAAGAGUAGUGGACAUUCUUCUGCAAGUGAUGGUGGAAAGCGGGGAAUUCACUCCCACUCAGAUAGGAGUUCUGUUUACGUUCCUGGCUCGGCAGAUGGCGAGUCAUGAAAACACCAUUCUGGUCAACAGAGUCUUGUUCGAGCAGGUGUUGGAGUUUUUAGCUAACCCUGAGGAUGAUUCUCGCCAUGAAGAGAGACAGCAGGCCCUGAUGGAGCUUCUACAAGCCGGGGGCCUACAACAGGUCAACGAGGAAAAGUUACUGUCCAUGGCAGAGAAUGCUAAAUUCUUCCGUGUCUGUGAGCUGCUCUAUGAGAAGAGGAGACAGUUUGACAAAAUUCUGUCCUGUUACCUCAGAGAUCCUUCAAGGAAGUACCAUGCAUUUAGUUACAUUACCAGCAUACUGAACAGUGAGAGAUUUUCUGUGGAAGAACAGGAAAGGUUGAAAGAGGAGGCCUUUAAUCAGCUAGAGGAGCUGGUAUCCAUUGACUGUAAACAGGCCGCUCAGAUGGUCAUCUCUACCAUGCCCAAAAAUCUGGGGGUCAUCGCCAACAAGAUGAAAAGUAACCCCAAGGUCUUGUUUGAGUUCCUGAAGGGUGUGAUGUCAUGCAGGGAUUCUGGGGGUAGUGCGAUACACACAGACAAACAGGUGAACAUUGAUCCCUGGAUCAUUGAGCUGUACGUGGACCUCAUGUGUCAGUUCAGACCACAGGAAGUCUACAACUACAUCAAACUGAACGAGGGAUACCGGCUGGAGCAAACUCUGGAAAUCUGUAGGCGACACAAGAAUUCUGAGGCCACAGCGUACCUACUAGAAAAAGCAGGAGACAUCCAGGGGGCAUUUGGAAUCAUUCUGACGAACCUCCAAAACAAACUGAAAGCAUUGACAAAUGAACUACUGUCUCCUGAGUCAGAGAAAGAUGUGACAGUACAGUUUCUGGAGGUCCAGGCUCUCAUCCUGGUUGUGAUCCAGUUGUGUCAGAGGAAUUCUGGGAAAAUGGAUGAGGCCGGUAGAGAGUCCCUUUGGUUCCCUCUCCUGGAGACUGUUAUGUCACCACAGAGAAAGCUGAAGGACCUGAACAACAAACAAAUUCAAGAAGAUUUUAAGAAAGCUACACACCAUGUUCUGAACAGCAUGAUGGGAUACAUCGCUUUACCCACAAUUCUACACAAAAUUAUGCAGGAUCCAGCAUAUAGUACAGGGAAGUUUGGAGAAGUAAGGGAGUUAAUACUGGGCAUGUUGGAGACCUACAAUUAUGAACAGACUUUAAUGGAGACCUGUAAAAACUUGAUGAAUCACGAUAUCCAUGUCCACCUGAAGAAUCUGACGACCGCGGCCAAGAAAGGCUACGUCCCGGCGGGAGACAACUGCUCGCUGUGUACCAAGCAGUUUGUGAACCAGAAUGAGACCGAUACAGUCAUUAUAUUCAGAUGUGGACACAGUUAUCAUAAAGGAUGCCUACAGUCCAUCGGUUCGGUCCAUGUAAUUGAUGGCGAGGACUCUUGGGUCUGCUUUCUCUGUAGUCAUCGGAAACGCGGCCAGUACCAGAGCACCAGAUUCCACCGUAGUCACAGUAACCGCGGGCAACCCAAAGGCAAAGAUAUUACUGUUGAUCCACAACACAGUCAAGCCUUGGAUUUUGUGAAAAGCUUUUUAAAGACUCCUUCAAGGAUGUCUCUCCUGAGUGAACUGUCCAGUUCAUCGGCCCCCAAGUCACACCGAGGAUCCUCCAGCAUCUUCAACCAAGAAAACUUCCAGCUCAAACUGGCGCCCCCUCCAGCAAUGGAGUCAGCACCAUGAGCACUGACCAUUUGAAUUAACAUUGAUAAAAUUGUGAUACUACUAGUAUGUUUGUAUACAAAUACAUUAAUUCGUGCAAUAGACAGUUAUAUAUUAUACACAUGUAUAUCAUGUUGUAUUAAUUUGUGAUUAUGUAUUUCAUUUCAUCUGUUUGUUUGAAUUGUUAUGAUGUCUAAAUAUGAAUGUUUUAUAAAGCUGAAUACCGUAAUAUAUUUCUUGCUGUUUUGAUUAUUUUCACAUGUACAGGGCACUUGAAAGUUCACGGAAUCAGACAAAAGCCCUGAAUGUAUGUGUUUACUGAAUGUGUUUACAGAUGCUGUGGUUUCAUCGAUGUUUGUUUAAUGCCCAUUUUCAUGGAUUUCCUUGUUCAAUUGAUCCAUGAAGUGCAAUUUCUAAUAACAUUUUGUAUUGAUAGGUUUAAUGACAACAAAACAUAUCCUUGAAACUGAU
Molecule: messenger RNA, 4635 nt
Organism: Magallana angulata
Lineage: Eukaryota; Metazoa; Mollusca; Bivalvia; Ostreida; Ostreidae
Product: vacuolar protein sorting-associated protein 8 homolog
Exons: 42
Coding region: 52-4185 (1377 amino acids)
Biological process (GO): protein targeting to vacuole; endosomal vesicle fusion
Cellular component (GO): early endosome; HOPS complex; CORVET complex
Molecular function (GO): protein binding
Source: RefSeq, a predicted model, not a curated record